Messenger RNA from Melozone crissalis (California towhee), 2326 nucleotides. RefSeq names its product membrane metalloendopeptidase (gene MME). Gene Ontology annotation, cellular component: plasma membrane. NCBI's taxonomy places the organism in Eukaryota, Metazoa, Chordata, Aves, Passeriformes, Passerellidae. The record is from RefSeq and is a predicted model, not a curated record. The transcript has 22 exons. Gene Ontology annotation, biological process: protein processing; amyloid-beta clearance. The coding region runs from base 1 to 2253 and encodes 750 amino acids. Gene Ontology annotation, molecular function: metalloendopeptidase activity.
AUGGGCAAGUCAGAAAGCCAGAUGGAUAUAACUGAAAUGAAUACUCCAAAACCAAAGAAGAAGCUGGGAUGGAGUGGCCUGGAAAUCGGGCUGGCUGUGGUGGUGCUGCUGCUGGCCAUCGUGGCCGUCACCAUGAUCGUCCUGUACGCCACGUACGACGAUGGCAUUUGCAAGACACCAGACUGUAUCAAAUCAGCUGCCAGGAUCCUGGAGAACAUGGACCCCAGCGCCAGGCCCUGCCAGGACUUCUACCAGUACGCGUGCGGAGGGUGGCUCAAGAGGAACGUCAUCCCCGAGACCAGCUCCCGUUACAGCAACUUUGACAUUUUGAGAGACGAGCUGGAAGUUGUUCUGAAAGAUGUCCUCGACACCCCCAGCACCAACGAUAUCCCAGCAGUGCAGAAGGCCAAAACCCUCUACAGGUCCUGCAUCAAUGAAACUGCCAUUGAUCUCCGAGGUGGAAGUCCUCUAAUCAGCUUAUUGCCAAAUGUGUCUGAGUGGCCUGUAGCAACAACUAACUGGGACGAUUCCUAUGGUGCUGCUUGGACAGCUGAGACAGCUAUUGCCCAGCUCAACUCCAGAUAUGGAAAAAAAGUCCUUAUUAAUUUUUUUGUUGGCACAGACGACAAAAAUUCCACAGCACAUAUCAUUCACAUCGACCAGCCGGGGCUGGGGCUGCCCUCCCGGGACUACUACGAGUGCACGGGUGCAUACCAGGAGGCGUGUUCCGCCUAUGUUGAUUUCAUGAUUUCUGUAGCUAAACUAAUCCGACAAGAAAGAAAUCUUCCUGUCAAUGAGAGUGACAUUUCUGCACAAAUGAGAAGAGUUAUGGACCUGGAGAAAGAGAUCGCCAAUGCAACAACAAAAUCUGAAGACAGAAAUGACCCACUUCUGCUGUACAACAAAAUGACCUUGGCACAACUCCAAAAGAACUUCUCACUGGUAAUCAAUCGUAAGGCGUUCAACUGGUCAGAAUUCAUAAAUGCCAUCAUGUCAACUGUGCAGAUCAACGUUGACAACACGGAACACGUCAUUGUUUAUGACCCUGACUACCUGCUCAACCUCGGGUCUAUUCUUGAAAAAUACUCUUCCAGAGACCUUCAGAAUUACAUGGCCUGGAGAUUUGUCAUGGACCUUGUCAACAGCCUCAGCCGGGACUACAAGGACACGAGGAAUGCUUUCCGUAAGGCGCUCUAUGGCACCACCUCCGAGAGCGCCGUGUGGCGCCGCUGCGCCAACUACGUCAACGGGAACAUGGAGAGCGCCGUGGGCCGGCUCUACGUGGAGGAGGCCUUUGCUGGGGACAGCAAGCACGUGGUUGAAGAAAUGAUUGCAGAUAUUCGUGAUGUUUUUAUAAAAACCUUAGAUGAACUUCCCUGGAUGGAUGCAGAGACCAAAAAGAGAGCAGAACAAAAAGCAAGAGCAAUUAAAGAGAGGAUUGGUUAUCCGGAUGAGAUCGUGACAGAUGAUGACAAGCUCAACAGUGAGUACCAGGAGUUGAACUACAAAGAAGAAGAAUACUUUGAAAACAUUAUUCAAAAUUUAGUAUUUACCCAGAAGAAAAGGUUGAAAAAGCUUAGAGAAAAGGUGGACAAAGAGGAGUGGAUAAGUGGAGCUGCUGUUGUCAAUGCUUUUUACUCAGCAAGUAGGAAUCAGAUAGUGUUCCCGGCGGGCAUCCUGCAGCCCCCUUUCUUCAGUGCCUCCCAGCCCCGCUCCCUCAACUACGGCGGCAUCGGGAUGGUCAUCGGGCACGAGAUCACGCACGGCUUCGACGACAACGGCAGGAAUUUCAAUGAGAACGGCGACCUGGCGGACUGGUGGAGUGAGGAAUCGGCGCGGAAAUUCAAGGAGCUGUCCCGGUGCAUGGUGUACCAGUACGGGAACUUCUCGUGGGACCUGGCAGGGGGACAGAACCUGAGUGGAAUCAACACACUAGGAGAAAACAUUGCUGAUAAUGGGGGUGUGAGACAAGCAUACAAGGCUUAUGAGAACUUUGAGAGAAAACACGGAAAAGAAAAACUCCUUCCUGGUCUCGACAUGAACCACAAACAGCUGUUUUUCCUGAACUUUGCACAGGUGUGGUGUGGCACGUACAGACCAGAAUACGCAGUGAACUCCAUCAAGACCGACGUGCACAGCCCGGGCAGAUUCAGGGUGCUGGGGUCGCUGCAGAACUCGCCAGAGUUUUCAGAAGCCUUUUCUUGCACCACGAGAGACAGCAUGGACCCUGCCGAGAAGUGCCGCGUCUGGUGACGGACUGCACGCCUCGCACCUCCAGGGGCUUUCCAGGAAAAGAGACCUUUCCAGCUGAUUCGAGAGGGGGAGG